GCACACGACCCAGCCUUAUAAAGGGAGACGAUAGUUCAUGUGAACUCAAACGUCAAGUCAUCUGAAGCGACGAUAACUGGAACAGACCAGACAUCACACACAAGAUGCCGACAUACAAGCUCAAGUAUUUCCAAUCGAAAGGUCGCGCCGAGGUAUGCCGCCUCCUGUUCGCAUUGGCUGGUCAAGAGUACGAAGAUAUCCGCUACAGUCAAGAUGAAUGGAAAACGGAAAAAAGUAAGACGCCAUUUGGUCAGCUUCCAGUGUUGGAAAUUAAUGGAGAACCGUAUGGGCAGAGUUCAGGAAUAAUCGCCUUCUUGGCCCGAGAGUUCGGUAUUCAUGGAAAAACUAGCCUGGAGCAGCUGAAGGUGGACCAAGUGAUGGGCAUCAUACAAGACAUCUACACACACAUGCUGAAACACUUCUAUGAGAAGGAUCCAGCCAAACAGGCGGAGAUACUCAAGGAAAACAACAAAGAUCAUUAUCCAAAAUACCUGGUCGUCUGGGUCCUACGCUCGAGUCUGAUAAGCCUUACUGCACACCCCGAGUUACACAGAGGAGAAGAGCACACUGCACAGCGAGCAAGCAACAUGCCUUCUUACAAGCUGAUCUACACGAACAAUAAAGGGCGGGGUGAACUGUGCCGUCUGUUGUUUGCCUUGGCUGGACAGGAGUAUGAAGAUGUCAGAUGGACAAGGGAGACCUUACAGGCCGAAAAACACAAUCUUCUAUUCGGACAGAUCCCGGUGCUUGAGGUGGACGGCAAACAGUAUGCACAGAGUAUGGCCAUUGCGGGUUUCCUAGCGAGGGAGUUCGGAUUCCAUGGGAAGACCAGCGUUGAGCAGAUGGAGGUUGACCAAGUGAUCGGCAUCAUCAACGACAUCUUCAGUGCCCUCAUCAAACAAUUUCUCGAGCAGGAUCAAGAAAGGAAAGCUGCCAUAACAAAGGAAAACAAAGAGACAACUUUUCCAAAAGUCGUUGGCUUUUUUGAGAAGAUUUUAAAGAACAACUCUACAGGAUUUUAUGUGGGGGACAAGCUUGGAUUUGCAGAUCUCGCCGCCUUUGACACCCUUUCCAAACUGGAAGGAAUCAAUUUGGAUGAUUUUCCCUUGGUAAAAGCAAAUAAGGAGAAAGUGGAGUCCAAUGAAAGAAUUGCAAAAUGGCUACGAGAGCGACCGGACUCCGAAUUGUGAACAUGCCAAAAUGGCAGUCAGAUAUGCCCAAAA
Messenger RNA from Haliotis rubra (blacklip abalone), 1223 nucleotides. Its product is annotated as probable glutathione S-transferase 7. Bases 105 to 1190 code for a protein of 361 amino acids. The transcript is spliced from 9 exons. Lineage: Eukaryota; Metazoa; Mollusca; Gastropoda; Lepetellida; Haliotidae. Gene Ontology annotation, molecular function: glutathione transferase activity. Gene Ontology annotation, biological process: glutathione metabolic process. The record is from RefSeq and is a predicted model, not a curated record.